Sarcophilus harrisii (Tasmanian devil) is the source of this 2354-nucleotide messenger RNA. RefSeq names its product SERTA domain-containing protein 4-like. The annotation marks the transcript as partial. NCBI's taxonomy places the organism in Eukaryota, Metazoa, Chordata, Mammalia, Dasyuromorphia, Dasyuridae. The record is from RefSeq and is a predicted model, not a curated record. The transcript has 3 exons.
ACACCAAGGAAAACCUAUAGAACCUGGGAAGCUGAGGCCCAGGGAUGUCAACUGAUUUGUUCAAGCUCCUCCAGUAAAUUACCAUCUACAUUAACGACGUCGAAAGUAGCCUAUUUUAAGAGGAAAUAUGCAGAAGAAGAAGAUUUACAUCAAGAUUACAAUGGGUAUUUUCCAAAACACCUGAUAUUACCAGAAGACCGGACCUGCAUUCUAAAACUUUCACUAGAGAAGCUCAGGUUUCUUGAAGACCCUGAAACCUAUCUUCGAAGGUCUGUGCUGAUCAACAAUUUGUUGAGGAAGAUCCACCUGGAGACAGAAAAAGAGAGUUAUGAAUACUUUAAAGAAGCUCCCUGUUAUAGGACUGCUUAUUCUGAUACAAGAAAACGGCUGAAGUUUAUGGUACAAGAAUGCUGCUCUCAGUCACUCUAUUAUGAAGAGCUGCAUUCGUACCAUAUUGUGCCUUAUUCUGCGGAGAAUGCCAUUUAUGGAAUGGGCUACAGCAGCAGCCACUUGGAGCAAAAUUCUCAGUUGCUUAUUUAUAAAAUGAAUUAAAGCAACUAUUAGGUUGAUUUCCUAUUUUUAUUUCUAAAUGCCUGAACUGUUUCUAAGUGAACAGGUUUUACUGAUUACCCAGUGCAUUUGGAUUCAACACUAAGAUGCACUUUUAACUGAAUGGAAGCAUACUUUGAUUAAUAUUUAGCAGUCCUUUAUAUCAUCAUAUUGAAUUAAAAUUAUGUCCAUAAAUUCUAAAGUUUGCAGAUUAAGUGCUUUUGGAAGCUGAGCUCUCUUUUAAGAUAUGGUUUCAAAUGUAAAGUUGUUCAUGGAGGUUUUUAGACAUUUUCAUCUAUAUUUGUUACACCACCAUUGGUGGAGAAUAAAAAAAUGAAGAGAAGAACAGACUCACCUGACAGUGUAGUCUCAAUGAGGAUAACGGAUGUUUUGAAUUUAGCAUCCUUUAAAAGAUGAGAAAGUGGGCAAGUACUUUCAGAAAUGCUCUAUGUUUUUCCAAACAUUUGUGCCAAAGCAUUUGCUGGGCACAAUUUUCAGCCUCAAGAGCUAGAAUUCAAAAUGGGGCAAUAAUAGAUCCUGUAAAUUCAGAAUAAAAUAAUUGAGGGAGGGGAGGGAAAGGAAACUUUAAAUGGUUGCACUAAAUUGUACUCAAUUUUACUCAUCUCAUGGCUUAGUAGCCUUUGUUGUUGAGCAGUGAAAUUUAGUGAACGCUCUGUCUUGGGUCUUGUCACCAGUCACAGUUUGUGGUGGGCCACUACUAAAUAGUGAUAAUCUCAUUUAAUUUCUUUAGUCAUCUGUUUUGGAGCCUGGGGAAGGGGUGGGUGGGCAAACUUUUUCACAAACUGAAACUUUUUUUCCUGUAGUUAUCAAGACUGGAAUAAACCAGCAGAUAUGCCAGGGUAUUCUUGCUUUACCCAUUUUUAAGAGUGCUCUAGAUAAUGGUAUUUCAAUUUUGCACUGGUUUUAACAUUACUCUCAAGCACUAAUUGACAGAGUUUCAGAGUGCCAUUGGUAUAACAGUUUAGGUAGUUACAUUUUUGAAAUAUGAAAGUUGUUUAUUUAAUAUAUUAGAUAGAAUUAUUAAAUUGUUGGAGGUAUUUUAUAUCAUUUGAGAUUUGAGGGUGAUAUCCAUCUUCAGUUUUUAGAGUUUUGUCUUAUCAAGCAUGUUAUAUUAAAAAGGUAAUAUAAAAUGAUCAAGCAGAUUGGGAAAACUAGUUGCCAAAGGUAUACUCAGAAAAAACCAAAGACUAAUGUUAAUGAGGCUGUGAUAUUGGAAAGAAGAAUUGGAAAUGAGGAUUGCUUAGGAAUGAAAAGCAACUACUGAUACUUCUGUAAACUUGGUACUUACUAUAAUGUGUUUGAUGUUCAUUUUGGGACUUGACACAAAACGAUAGAAUAGUCAAAGGCCUUGUUUUAGGUGACAAAUUACAAACCUUCAGUAACCAUACUUCAUUAUCAGUGAAAAGGUGAUGGUUUGUUAUAUGGUCCUGAUGCUGAAAGCAGACUCUUAACACUUGGAAAAUGACUUUCUAUUUGUGAGAUUUGUAGCUUCUGACUUGAUAUAUUGUUUGUGCCCUAUUGUGAACUAUUACAAUGUUUAUCAUGGGUGCAUUUGAUAUCAAGGAUUUUAAAAUCUUAAUUAGAAUGCAUGGCAGCAGAUUACAAAGACAGAAUGGUGAAUUCUGCCAGGUGCAUAUUUAAUAUUACUGUCAAAUCCAGGAUAAAAAGCAUUACAGCAAAAUGAAAAAUCAGAAUUGAGGUUAAUACCCAUGCAAUGUAAGCUGAAUGGAAAAAUCAUAAUAGAAAAAAAAACCAAGCAUCUGGGAGCCAAAUUUAGUCAAGAA